Hibiscus syriacus is the source of this 1597-nucleotide messenger RNA. RefSeq names its product tryptamine 5-hydroxylase-like. Gene Ontology annotation, molecular function: iron ion binding; heme binding; monooxygenase activity. The record is from RefSeq and is a predicted model, not a curated record. NCBI's taxonomy places the organism in Eukaryota, Viridiplantae, Streptophyta, Magnoliopsida, Malvales, Malvaceae. The transcript has 2 exons. The coding region runs from base 38 to 1549 and encodes 503 amino acids.
UUCAUUCUCUUGACCUGAGACUAUAUUUCGAAAACAAAUGGACUAUUUCAUCCUUCAAACCUUUUUUAUUUCCCUCGUAGCCCUUUACGUCAUCUCUUACCUGCGGAAAUGGCUUGCAAGCUCACGGUCAACGACAUUAACCCCACCGUCACCGCAAAGUCUCCCUAUAAUCGGUCACCUUCACCUCCUCACAGACAUGCCACAUCACACCUUCUCCAAACUCGCCCAGAAACUCGGUCCAAUAAUCUACCUCCGACUCGGCCAGGUUCCCACCAUCGUCGUCUCCUCACCGGAACUCGCUCGACUUGUCCUCAAGACUCACGAUCAGGUCUUCUCGAACCGUCCUCGGCUCGUCUCCGCUCAGUACCUAUCCUUCAACUGCUCUGACGUCACGUUCUCUCCUUACGGCCCGUAUUGGCGCCAAGCUAGAAAAGUCUGCGUCACCGAGCUACUCAGCUCGAAGCGAGUCAGCUCGUUCGAACUCGUCCGAGAUCAAGAAGUGAACCGGUUACUAAAGACGUUGUCGACCAAAUCAGGAUCGGAAGUGAACGUGAGCGAGCUUUUCUUCUCGUUAGCGAACGACAUACUUUGUCGGGUGGCGUUUGGGAGGCGGUUCACGGAAGGUGUAGGGUCGUCGGAUGAGGGGGAAAAGCGACAUCUGGCGGCGGUGUUGACGGAGACGCAGGAGCUGUUCGCGGGGAUGAGCGUGGGGGAUUUUUUCCCCGAGUGGGAGUGGGUUCAGUCGGUGAGUGGGUACAGGAGGAGAUUGACGAAGAAUCUGGAGGAGUUGAGGAGAGUUUGUGAUGAGAUAAUAGAGGAGCAUUUGAGAUGGGGAGGGGAUAAAGAGGAUUUUGUUGAUGUUUUACUGAGAGUGCAGAAACAAGAUAACUUGGACGUACCGAUCACGGAUGAUAAUCUCAAGGCUCUUGUUCUGGACAUGUUUGUUGCAGGAACUGAUACAACAGCAGCAACCUUAGAAUGGACGAUGACAGAGUUAGCCAAGCACCCUGAACUAAUGAGGCAAGCGCAACAAGAGGUCCGAUCCGCCGCCCAUCAAACCGGAAAAGUCGAGGAGAAUCAUCUUCUAAACCUUCACUUCAUCAGAUCUGCAAUCAAAGAGACGAUGAGACUUCAUCCGUCGGUACCUUUGUUGGUUCCACGAGAAUCCAUGGAUGAAUGCAUCCUCAAUGGCUACAAAAUACCCGCCAAAACUCGGAUUCUUAUCAACACCUACGCUAUAGGAAGAGAUCCCCAUUCAUGGGACCAUCCCCUGCAAUAUAAUCCCAAACGAUUUGAGGAUCCGGACGUCGGUGCCAAGGAUCAAGAUUUUCGAUUCCUACCAUUCGGAGGUGGGAGACGAGGUUGCCCCGGUUACACUUUUGGUCUCGCUACUGUCGAGAUUGCACUUGCUCGGCUCUUGUUUCAUUUUGAUUGGGAAUUGCCUAGCGGAUUUAGCACUGACGAUGUCGGCGUUGAUGAGAUUUUCGGUCUCGCUACAAGGAAACUAACUCCUCUAAUACUCGUCCCGACAGUGAAGGAAGAACUAUGAGGUAAAUUUGGACAAAACUUCGGCCAUCCUGUUAAACUGUUUCACUUU